Molecule: messenger RNA, 1804 nt
Organism: Scleropages formosus (Asian bonytongue)
Lineage: Eukaryota; Metazoa; Chordata; Actinopteri; Osteoglossiformes; Osteoglossidae
Gene: sf3a3
Product: splicing factor 3a, subunit 3
Exons: 17
Coding region: 121-1626 (501 amino acids)
Biological process (GO): mRNA splicing, via spliceosome
Cellular component (GO): spliceosomal complex; nucleus
Molecular function (GO): RNA binding; zinc ion binding
Source: RefSeq, a predicted model, not a curated record
UUUUCGGCCGCACCUAUUUCCUGUUGCGCGUCUUGGGCGCGUUUUGUGUCUCUGUGUGUCUGCCGGUGAGGCGAGCUGCUCUUGUGUGUUGUUUUCUUUCAGCUGUUUAUCUACAUUCAAAUGGAGACCAUUUUAGAGCAGCAACGUCGAUACCAUGAAGAGAAAGAAAGGCUGAUGGACGCCAAAACGAAAGAAAUGCUGCACAAAAAAACAACGCUACGAGAUCAGAUAAAUUCGGACCACCGGAUACGGGCCAUGUUGGAUCGAUACAUGGAAGUGAGUGCAAAUCUGCGAGACUCCUAUGAAGACAAAGAUGGUAUGCGCAAGGAGGAGCUGAAUGCUAUCUCGGGACCAAAUGAGUUUGCAGAAUUCUACAACAGACUCAAACAAAUAAAGGAAUUCCACAGAAAACAUCCCAAUGAGGUUAGUGUGCCAAUGUCUGUGGAGUUUGAGGAGCUGAUGAAAGCCAGAGAUAACCCAAAUGAAGAAGCCCAGAACCUGGUUGAAUUCACUGAUGAGGAAGGUUAUGGUCGAUACCUGGAUCUCCACGAUUGUUACCUGAAGUACAUCAAUCUAAAAGGCGCAGAGAAACUGGAAUACAUCACUUACCUGUCCACUUUUGACCAGCUUUUUGACAUUUCUAAAGACAGAAAAAAUGCAGAGUACAAGAAGUACCUGGAGAUGCUUUUGGAGUACCUCCAGGACUACACGGACAGAGUGAAACCACUGCUCGAUCAGAAUGAGCUCUACGGCAAAAUUUUGGCUGAUUUUGAGAAGAAGUGGGACAAUGGGACAUUUCCUGGAUGGCCGAAAGAGACGAGUAGCGCUUUAACUCAUGCUGGGGCUCACUUGGACCUUUCUGCCUUUUCCUCCUGGGAGGAGCUGGCAUCCCUUGGCUUGGACAGGCUGAAGUCUGCUCUAAUGGCUUUGGGACUGAAGUGUGGUGGGACACUGGAGGAGAGAGCUCAAAGGCUGUUUGGCACUAAAGGAAAGUCACUGGAAUCCCUGGAUCCUUCCCUCUUUGCGAAGAAUCCCAAGUCCAAAGGACCCAAAAAGGAUACAGAGCGAAACAAGGAGAUUGCGUUCCUUGAGGCUCAGAUCUACGAGUAUGUGGAGAUACUCGGGGAGCAGCGUCAGCUGACCCACGAGAAUGUGCAGAGGAAGCAGGCACGUACCGGUGAGGAGCGUGAAGAGGAGGAAGAGGAGCAGCUCAGUGAAAGCGAGAGUGAAGAUGAGGACAACGAGAUCAUCUAUAACCCCAAGAAUCUGCCCUUGGGUUGGGAUGGCAAGCCUAUACCCUACUGGCUGUACAAACUGCACGGGCUGAAUAUAAAUUACAACUGUGAAAUCUGCGGAAACUACACUUACCGAGGUCCCAAGGCUUUCCAGCGCCACUUUGCAGAGUGGCGUCAUGCCCAUGGGAUGCGUUGCCUUGGUAUUCCCAACACGGCACAUUUUGCCAAUGUCACCCAGAUUGAGGAUGCUGUCUCACUGUGGGCAAAGCUGAAAUCACAGAAGGCAUCUGAGCGGUGGCAACCAGACACAGAGGAGGAGUAUGAGGACUCCAGUGGAAAUGUGGUCAACAAGAAAACCUAUGAGGACCUGAAACGCCAGGGCUUGCUUUGAAGGCCUAGCUGGGGGUUAACCUUGCUCUACAUGGGCUUCUUGGAAAGUUCUGCAAGCUUUAGUUUGGUCUCCACAUUCAUAGUUCAUGUUUAGGCUGCAGGAUGUUGCUUUUAUCCUCCAUCAGUGUUGGAUUUUAUAUCAGUUAACUUUUCUGUGCUCAUCCUUUUUGUUAUGAAUC